Molecule: messenger RNA, 1008 nt
Organism: Fundulus heteroclitus (mummichog)
Lineage: Eukaryota; Metazoa; Chordata; Actinopteri; Cyprinodontiformes; Fundulidae
Product: SYCE1 domain-containing protein
Exons: 9
Coding region: 86-658 (190 amino acids)
Biological process (GO): synaptonemal complex assembly
Cellular component (GO): synaptonemal complex
Source: RefSeq, a predicted model, not a curated record
UACGUGCAAUCUGAGAGCCUCAACAUCCACAGCAAGCCCGCUAAACCAGGACCGAGUGUCAGAGACAAGCCCGGCGGGAUCAACAAUGAGCGAAAUGGGCGGUGGAGAUUUGCCGGCGGAGCCUAAAGUCGAACAGCUCAUGGGCAAGCUAAGGCUGCUUCAACGAGAGAAAAGGCAACUAGAAGAAGAAAUUAGACACGCCCAAUCCGUUCAUGACUCACUGCGGAAGGAGCUUUUAGAUUUACGAACUGAAGUUAAUAACCUGGAAGGAGUCCAUAAAGAUAAAGAAGGGACGUGCAGGAAGCUGCAGUUGCAGUGUGAAGAGUCAGAGCAGGACUUUGACAGGCAGCUGAACCAGAACAAGACGAGCGAGAAGUUGCUGGAGCAGUACCGAUGUGAAAUCCAGGAAGUCAAGCUGAAACACAGGAAGCUGCGAAUGAGAUUUGAAAACCAACUUCUGCAACUGAUAGAGCAGCACAAGCAGCUUGACUACCUCUUCAAUCCAAAGAGAGUCCCAGACGAAUUGAAGAAAGCCGAAGAUAAAAAACGUCAGCUUUUAUCAGCUGAACAAGUGAAGUUGGCUCAGCUGCACAAACUCCAUGAAGAGUUCGAGGAGGCGAAGAAACAGAAGCAGCUGGAUGCAAUGAUGCAUGAGUAAAUCUGCUUACUCGUUGCUACUUUUAAAGACUUAGUCCUUUGUUCCCAUAAUCUUUCAGGUAAAUUUAAACAUAUUUCCUUCAUGUAUGUGUUUAGAUUUCCUUAUUGAGAUAGUAAGCCCUAAACAGUCUCAUACAUUUUACCUUUGUCUAAGAUGGUUGUUAAAUAUUUGACUGACUUAUAUUGUUUGUUUUGUGUGAGUUUCUUUGUAUUUAUUAUCUAAAUUGUAAUAUUUCUAAGUUACUGUUAGCAUUGAAUCUAAAAUAUGUUUUCGGUUUUGCUGUCCGUGACCCCAUUAAUAAGAUGUUCUAUACUGAUGUUAAAGUGUUCGCAAAUUUCUAAACAUUAAAA